Helianthus annuus (common sunflower) is the source of this 690-nucleotide messenger RNA. RefSeq lists its product as uncharacterized. NCBI's taxonomy places the organism in Eukaryota, Viridiplantae, Streptophyta, Magnoliopsida, Asterales, Asteraceae. The transcript has 4 exons. The record is from RefSeq and is a predicted model, not a curated record. Bases 1 to 690 code for a protein of 229 amino acids.
AUGUUUUUUUGGAAUAGCUUGGUUCCGAAAAAGGUAGGCAUUGUCUCGUGGCGUGCCUUAUCGGAACGGCUUCCAACAAAAGCUGCAUUGGUGACUCGAAAUAUAGAUGUGGGGAAUAUAUGCUGCCAGCUAUGUAAUGAUUACCCGAAAACUAGUGAUCAUUUAUUUGCGGCAUGUCACUUUUCGCAAGCGAUUUGGUUGGUGAUUGCACAAUGGUGUAAAAUCCCACCGCUGAUUUUGUUUAGCCUUAAGGAUGUGGUGGAUAUUCGAUUUGCUGUAUCGGGUUCGAAGAGAAAAAAGAAGCUCAUCAACGCCAUAUUUCAAGUUGUGAUUUGGAGUAUUUGGAGGUUGAGGAAUGAGGUCAUCUUCCGACAGGUUGAGCCAACUAUGUCAAGGGUGAUAGAAGAAUCUAAAUCAAUGUCAUUCUUGUGGAUUAAAAAUAGGCUAAAGUCGGCUAAUUGGUCUUGGGGCGAAUGGAGAAACUUUAGUUUUAUCUGUGUUGGUUUUGUGAUUAUUUUAAUGUUCUGUGAGAUUUAUAGAGAAAACGAGAAUCCGAUUGCAAGCUCACCGGCGAAGGAAGCAUACAGGAAUCGGCUGGCGGACAGCCUCAACAUGGGAGUUAUGGAUUGGUUUGAUCCAAUUGCUGAUUCGACUACUAGCCAUCUCGACCUGAUUCCCCACAUGGUUUAG